AUGAAUAUGAUGCGUCGGCUUAAGAGCAUUGCUUCUGGAAGGACUUCGAUUUCUUCUGACCCUGGUGGAGAUCUCGGAACUAAGCGAGCUAAAGUUGAUCAAGAAACUGAACAAAAGAUCGAUGGGGUUUCGGAUGAUGUCGGAAGAGUUGCCACUGGUUUAGAGUCGAAUUUGGCUUCAACUUCUUUGGAUAAUGCUGCAAGCACAUCAAACAUUUCAUCAACAGCUGGUGUAGAGAAAUCUAACAAUUCUUCAAAGGCUAGAGCAGAGAAAUCUGGUUUUGAUAGUCUUCCAAGAGAAAUGCGUGAAAUGAGAAUUGUAGAUGAGAAAUCCAACCAUGAUGAAAAGGAUUUGGAACCUUCUAUCGUGAACGGCAAUGGAACCGAAGCUGGUCAGGUAAUCGCUACAACUGUAGGUGGUCGAAAUGGAAGACCAAAGCAGACAAUCUCCUAUAUGGCAGAGCGAGUGGUCGGUACAGGUUCUUUUGGUGUUGUCUUUCAGGCCAAGUGUUUGGAAACAAAUGAAGCUGUAGCAAUCAAGAAGGUGCUGCAAGAUAAGAGAUAUAAGAACAGGGAACUCCAGAUUAUGCGCAUACUCGAACAUCCUAACGUCGUUCAACUAAAGCAUUGUUUCUUUUCCACUACUGACAAAGAGGAGCUGUACCUCAACCUUGUCCUGGAGUAUAUAUCUGAAACUGUUUACAAGGUUUCUAAGCAUUAUAGCAGGAUGCACAGGAGUAUGCCCAUUAUUUAUGUUCAGCUUUAUACGUAUCAGAUUUGCCGGGCACUAAAUUACUUGCAUCAUGUGGUAGGGGUAUGUCACCGUGAUAUUAAGCCACAGAAUCUAUUGGUUAAUCCUCACACUCAUCAACUAAAGAUAUGUGAUUUUGGGAGUGCAAAGAUGUUGAUGCCCGGGGAGCCUAACAUAUCGUAUAUUUGUUCACGGUAUUAUAGGGCCCCAGAACUCAUAUUUGGGGCAACAGAGUAUACAAAUGCCAUAGAUAUGUGGUCCGUAGGUUGUGUGAUGGCUGAGCUUCUUUUAGGACAGCCUCUUUUUCCUGGUGAAAGUGGUGUCGAUCAAUUGGUCGAGAUCAUCAAGAUUUUGGGAACCCCAACCAGAGAGGAAAUCAAGUGCAUGAACCCGAACUAUACAGAAUUCAAAUUUCCUCAGAUUAAAGCACACCCGUGGCAUAAGAUAUUUCACAUGAGAAUGCCUGCUGAAGCCAUCGACCUUGUGUCGAGAUUGCUCCAGUAUUCGCCCAACCUACGUUUCACCGCGUUGGAGGCUUGUGCACACCCGUUCUUCGACGAUUUAAGAGAUCCGAAUGCCUGUUUACCUAACGGUCACUCGCUACCGCCAUUGUUCAAUUUCACAGCACAAGAACUUGCUGGUGCAUCGGCUGAAUUGCGCCAUCGCCUCAUACCCGAACACAUGAGAAAUUAAAUUAACACGAACAUGGGGAUACUGUUGAUCUUUGGCCAAAACCAACCCCAGAAGAUCAUCCAUCCGUAGUAGAUCUGUCUCCACUGUCAUCAACAACCUGCUCGUAACACGGAGAGAAGCGAAGGGUACCCGCACCGGGCAAAGGGAGGCAGCCGUGUGCUGGUCUUAAGUACUAAUGUGAAUACUCAGCUUCAUGGCAGGUGUUAUUCUUGACAGUGUAUGAGUAUCAUCUACAUUCGGAUGAAUAGUGCUUCUUGGAUGUAUGUAUACUAUUCAUUAUGAGUUUUGCUUUAGCAGAGAGAAUCAGACAAACCCCCAUUCAAUUUCU
This is a messenger RNA of Cucurbita pepo subsp. pepo (vegetable marrow), 1771 nucleotides long. Its product is annotated as shaggy-related protein kinase theta. Lineage: Eukaryota; Viridiplantae; Streptophyta; Magnoliopsida; Cucurbitales; Cucurbitaceae. Gene Ontology annotation, cellular component: nucleus; cytoplasm. Gene Ontology annotation, biological process: signal transduction; cell differentiation; peptidyl-threonine phosphorylation. The record is from RefSeq and is a predicted model, not a curated record. Gene Ontology annotation, molecular function: protein serine/threonine kinase activity; ATP binding.